Cottoperca gobio is the source of this 2651-nucleotide messenger RNA. RefSeq names its product finTRIM family, member 82 (gene ftr82). The record is from RefSeq and is a predicted model, not a curated record. Gene Ontology annotation, molecular function: zinc ion binding; protein binding. NCBI's taxonomy places the organism in Eukaryota, Metazoa, Chordata, Actinopteri, Perciformes, Bovichtidae.
CAGAAAUACAAGUAGGUCCUGUCUCUGGCAGGCUGUACCACACUCUUGAGGGCGGGCUCCGAGGAACGCUCGACGGAAUCUCUAUCUGCUCCUGUCUGUUUCUCCAGGUCUGACUGUGUUUUGAGCCCAUCACAAUGGCUGACCACACUUCUCCAGAUUACUUCAGCUGCUCCCUGUGUGUAAACCUACUGCGGGACCCUGUGGCUAUCCCCUGUGGCCACAGUUUCUGUAUGGACUGCAUCAGUGGCUACUGGAAUGAGGCUGACUACACAGGGAUUUACAUUUGUCCCCAGUGUAAGAUCACAUUCACCCAGAGGCCAGUGCUGCGGCCCAACGCCACUCUGAGCAUGGUGGCUGAGAAGAUCAAGAAGAGCGGGCUGAACCUCAACCUCAACAUGUCCCAGGGGAACCUCUACGCCGGACAAAAUGACGUCCCCUGUGACUUUUGCUCUGGGAAGAAACUAAAGGCUGUGAAGUCCUGUCUCAACUGUCUGGCGUCUUACUGCGAGAAACACCUGAAGCCACACUACGAGUCAGCCACAUUCAAAAGGCACAAGUUGGUGGAUGAGCUGGGAAACUUGGACAGAAAGAUCUGCCCGCAGCACCAGAAGUCCCUGGAGCUCUUCUGUCGAACAGACCAGAUGUGUAUCUGUGCUAUCUGCACCGUCAGUGAACACAAGGGCCAUGACAUUGUCUCUGCUGAGGCGGAGAGGGGGGAGAAGCAGAAACUCUUGGGAGUCUCCCAAGCUGAGAUUAGACAAAAAUGCCAGGAGAGGGUGAAGGAGCUGGAGGAACUGAAGACUGCUGUGGAAUCAUUGAAGAACUCGGCCCAGAGAGCCAUGGUGGACAGUCAGAAGACGUUUGAGGACAUGAUCCGCUCCAUUGAGAGGAUGAGGUCAGAAGUGACCAAGCUGAUUGGUAUCAACGAGAAGGCUGCUUUCAACCAGGCCGAGGCUUUGAUCGAGCGACUGGAACAAGAGAUCGAUGAACUGAAGAAAAAGGAGUCCGGCCUCAAACAGCUGCACAGCACUGACGACCACAUCCACUUUUUACAGAACUUCAACUACCUCUGCACCCCCACUGAUGACGGCUAUAUACCCAAAGUGACGGUGAACCCUGACUUUUCCUUUGGGGCUGUUAGGAAAGCUGUGGCUGAGAUCAAGGACCGCCUGGAGGAGUUUGGCAGAGAGGAGCUGCUUAACAUCUCAAAGUCAGUGAACGAGGUCCCAGUGUACACUACAGAAAGUCGAACAUUGGACAGAAGGAGCAGAGGCAAAGAAGUGGUGGACAACACUCCUCCAGAGCCGAAGGGCAGAGCUGAUUUUGUGAAAUACUUCUGCCAGCUGAAAAUGGACGCUAUCACAGCCUACAAGGAGCUGUACGUCUCUGACAACAGCAGAAAAGUCAUCCGCACCAGGGACCUGCAGCCCUACGGAGACAACCCAGAGAGGUUUGACAGCUUUGCCCAAGUGCUGUGCCGGGAGGCUCUGUCCGGAGGCCGCUUCUACUGGGAGAUCGAGUGGAGUGGGGAGUUCUCCAUCGGAGUGGCCUACAAGAGCAUCAGCCGAAAGGGCAAAGGCUCACUGUGUCUGCUGGGCUACAACGACAAAUCCUGGAGUCUGCUCUGCUCCGACACGGGUUACUCUGCCUGGCACAAUCGCGUGGACAAAGCUGUCAGCGGCCCCCACUCCCCCAGGAUAGGAGUGUACCUGGACCACAGUGCGGGAGUGCUGGCAUUUUACAGCAUAGGCAACACCAUGAGCCUCCUGCACAGGUUUGAGACCACAUUUGUUGAGCCCCUCUAUCCAGGCUUUGGAGUUGGAACCUCAGUCAAGAUCUGCAAUGUCAAGUGAACACUGAUAUUUGAGGUCUCAUUUGAAAAUCAGAAAAUAUUUUCCAUGUGUUUCAUAUAAUAUACAGCAAUGCUUUUGGAAUAUAUAUUUUUUGCAAUUUUUUUUAACUGUACCAAACCACAUUAAUGAAGUUACGAAGAAAAAAGUUCCUCUCAAUGUGUAUAUACUUUUUUAACACUACACAUCACAUAUUACAUUUUGCACUUCGCUUUCUACUCACAUUUUCAUGACAGUUUUUUAUUAUUUAAAGACAUUAUUGAAUUACAUAAUUACUACAUAAUCACACAAGUAUAAUAUAAAGUGUUAUCACUUCAAGCAUUACCGCUGGAUAAUAUUAUCACAUGUCGGUUUCAUAUUUUUACAUGUACGCAUUUAAAGGGUGCGACAUAUCUCAAGUGAUGAUGUCUGAUGUAUGUCAUAAUGGAUGUACCCUGAGAUAAGCUACACAGUUCUCAUGAUAGGUCAUAACAUUGUUAGCUAAUAUUAUUGCAUACAAUUUAAAAUAUAUUUCACCCUUGUGAUAGGUAUGAGUUAUACAAUAACAAAUUGUGCUUGUGCAUUAGGAGCUAUUAUUACCGUUUCAACACAUUCAAAAGAAUUUUGACAUGUUUUGGUAUUAUCUGAUAGUCUUUUCAAUUGCUGGGAGUCCUUUCAGUUUUUUUUGCCACUUAAACUAACCCUUAUUUAAUUUGUAUGUUUACUUAUAUUAUGGACAAGCAGAGUAUAAUUGACAUCAAGUAAAGACUUGUUUUGUAACAAAAUUAUCCAUUGUUAGUUCUAAAUAAAGAGCUAUGUGAA